AUGUUCACACUGAAAUUUGGCAUAACUCUAUUUUAUGGUGGACUAUCUUUUGUGGUUUAUUUUAUGACGAUUUUUAUGGUUAGAAAAUAUUGGAAAGAAUUUUCGAUUUCGUUUUUCCGAUUGUAUAUCGCGUUUUUUGUUUUUGUGAGUUUUUUUUACUGGGAAAAAAUAAUGGGAGAAUAUACGUUUCAAAAAUUUCUUGAAUAUUUUUUUGAUCUACUUUUGUUUUUGAUGUUUGAUCUACCAGGCAGGUUAUGCAGGAAAAUUCUGAAAAAUUUCCAAUAUUUUCAGCACAAAAUUCGGGUCUAGAAACUCUUCAAAGCCUACUGUUGUGCUACCAGUUCACCGUGAAAAAAUACUUUUCUAGACUGAAAUUUUGUGCUGAAAAUCAAUAAUUUCCUGAUGUUGAGCCCUCAAUUUUUUCAGAAUCUUCUAACAUUCCUCAACUCCUUCAUCACUGUUCGAAUCCCUCAAAACACAUGCAAAGAAUGUUUCCCAUCAACAUUUUUCAAAUCAAACUCUCAAAAUGCCACAUCAAAUUAUUUUCCCCUCAACAUUUUCUACACAAUUCAUUGGAGUAUGGCAUUUGUUCAAUAUUCAAUGAUAAUGUUAAUUUCAAUCAAUCGAUUUUCAAUGAUUUUCUUCAUGACUUCUUAUAAUAGCAAAUGGAAUAAGGCAUUUCCAUUCAUUAUUUUUAUUGUGGCAAUUUUUCCGAUUUCUCAAACUUAUCCCAUUUUUUUGAAACAGGCAUAUUUUGAUUAUACGGAAAGUUUGGAUUGUUAUGCAACAAAGACUUUGGCGGUAAGUGCAAAAUCACCUGGAUUUGAAAAAAAAGUGGGAGAACUGAAAACACAAAACUCAAGUUUCUGCUGAUGCAAAAUUUGUGAGUUAGUCUAAAUCAUCCAAUUUUUGAGAUCAAAAGAUCAAUGAAAACACAUGCUAAAAUUAAAACUGGAAAUUACUUAAAUGUUUUGAAAACUAGAGAUCACCAGAAAGUUAGAGACACAGAGAAGCCAGACAAUCAGAUAGCACUGUAUAGUAAGAGACGCAGACAAAAAGCUUUUGCUUUUGGCCUGUCUUUUUUCAGAUUCCUAAAAUGUUAGAGUCAGAUGAUGUUUACCUUAACAAAAAUCCAAUUUCAAUUCCCUGAAAAUCCUCCGUAAGUCAGAACCAAAAAAAGUUAGGAGAAGAUUAAUUUUCAAUCAAAAAUUGAAGAAUCUCACGUCCUGUAAAUCCCUAAUCAGAAAGCCAAAAUGAACUCAGCUCAAGAACAUUUAGUGGUCUUUUGAUUUUCAAAACAAAAAAACUGACUAUUUUUUCCAGGACACCAAUCCGAUUUACAAUUAUCUUCUGAUUUUCAUGGCAUUAACUACUGUAAUUACAGCACUGGCUAAUAUUUUGGCAUUUUUUAGACUUCAAUUUUUAGUCGAAAAAAUUCCGAAAGGCGAACAGAAUUUGAUGUUUGUUAGUUUGGCCAUGUUUAUUGUGCAAUUAUUUGCAGGCGGGAAUACGGUAAGUAGGUCUAGGCGCGACUACUUGGAAGAUAGGUUCUCUAGACUCGGCUACUUGAGAAAUAGACUCUCUAGGCGCUGACCCUUCACAAUUCAAUUUUCUAGCCGCGGCUGCUUGAAAAUUCAAUUCUAUAUAAUUUCCAGAUGAUAAUAAAAUUCAUGAUCAAUGAUAUGACAUCUCUCUGGGCUCAAGUUGCAGUAACUCUUCUUCCCUUCACAAGUGAUGGUUUGACUCUAAUCCACCCUUGGAUUUUACUGAUGUUCAGUAGGAAAGUUCGAAGUUAUAUGAUAAAAAUGUAUUUUCCAAAAUAUUACAAAUCUUCUACGGUUACUGUAAUGUCUACUAAACCAUGA
Caenorhabditis angaria is the source of this 1865-nucleotide messenger RNA. The record is from the annotation of a GenBank genome assembly. NCBI's taxonomy places the organism in Eukaryota, Metazoa, Nematoda, Chromadorea, Rhabditida, Rhabditidae.